This is a messenger RNA of Ahaetulla prasina, 8835 nucleotides long. RefSeq names its product PLAG1 like zinc finger 2 (gene PLAGL2). The record is from RefSeq and is a predicted model, not a curated record. Gene Ontology annotation, molecular function: DNA-binding transcription activator activity, RNA polymerase II-specific. The transcript has 3 exons. NCBI's taxonomy places the organism in Eukaryota, Metazoa, Chordata, Lepidosauria, Squamata, Colubridae. The coding region runs from base 259 to 1728 and encodes 489 amino acids.
CGCGUCGCCUCCUUCAAUCCCGGUGCCUCCCCCCCCGCCAUGGGGCCUCUGCCUCGCCCCCGGCUCCUACGGCAACCUUCGGGCUUUCCUCCCUUCCCUCCGGGCUCCCGAGGCGCUAGGAGGGGAGCCACGGCAGCGGAUGUCUACUGAGAUAUUUUUUUUUUUUUUGCAAAGUCUUGGUGGAUGCAACUGGAGCAGUGAGAUGCCCAUGGGCAGCCAUUCUCCUCGGUGUGGCCCUCCUCUGAUGCCAGGCCUGCCAUGACAGCGUUCUUCACCAGUGUUCCCAAUUGGAUUCAAGAUGUCAAGCAGGAAGAAGAGGAGGAGGAGGUGGGCUGGAAACUAGUAGCCAGACCCAAAGCCCGAGAGAGCGAGUGCCCAGGGAAGUGCCAGUAUGAGCUGUCCGAAGCCGCCUUCCCUGGCGUGGAGAAGUUGAGAGCCAGCCCGGAAGCGAGACCGUACUGCUGCCCUCAGCUGCACUGCGGCAAGGCUUUCGCCUCCAAGUACAAGCUCUACAGGCACCUGGCCACCCACUCUGCCCAGAAGCCCCACCAAUGCAUGUACUGUGAGAAAAUGUUCCACCGGAAGGACCACCUGCGCAACCACCUCCAGACCCACGACCCCAACAAAGAAGCCCUCCACUGCCCCGAGUGCGGCAAGAACUACAACACCAAGCUGGGCUACCGGCGCCACCUGGCCAUGCACGCGGCAGCCAGUGGCGACCUCAGCUGCAAAGUCUGCCUGCAGAUGUUCGAGAGCACCCAGGCGCUGCUGGAGCACCUCAAGGCCCACUCGCGCCGGCCCUCGGGCAGCGCCAAGGAGAAGAAGCACCCCUGCGACCACUGCGACCGGCGCUUCUACACCCGCAAGGACGUGCGGCGCCACCUGGUGGUGCACACGGGGCGGAAGGACUUCCUAUGCCAGUACUGCGCCCAGCGGUUCGGCCGGAAGGACCACCUGACCAGGCACAUGAAGAAGAGCCACUCGCAGGAGCUGCUCAAGAUCAAGGCGGAACCCGUGGACAUGCUGGGCCUGCUCAGCUGCAGCUCGGCCGUGGCCGUGAAGGAAGAGCUCAGCCCCGUCUUGUGCAUGGCCUCCAGGGAGGUGAUGAGCGGCAAGGGCUUCCCUGGCAUGCUCCCCAUGGGCAUGUACGGGGCUCACAUCCCGGCCAUGCCCGGCUCAGGGAUGCCCCCUUCGUUAGUCCCCAACCCUCUCCCGAUGGGGAUGAGCUACCCUCUGGAGCCCUCCUCCCCUCCCCAGCCUCCCCCAAAGUACCAGCUUGGAUCUACCUCAUACUUCCCCGACAAAAUCCCCAAAGCGGAGAUGGACAGCUGCCUGGCCGAGCUGCCCGGAGGCCUUUCGCUGAUCGCCGGCGAGCCUGCCUCCUCCUCUUCCCCGCCUCAGCCCACCAGCCUGGAGGAGACGCUGCUCUCCAAGAGCCCAGCUCUCCUCUCCGAAGCCCUCUGUGCUGCUAACAUGGAUUUCUCCCACCUCCUGGGCUUCCUGCCCUUGAACCUCCCUCCCUGCACACCCCCCGUCUCCUCGGGGGGGCUGGUGAUGGGUUAUUCCCAGGGAGAGGCCCAGUCCCUCCUCGCCACUCUGCCGCCCCAGGAGCCCUCCUCGGGAACCGGGCCCUCGCUCGGCUUCGGGGCGCUGCAUCCCUUGCCCUCCGUCUUCUCUCCGGGCUUGGGUGCCACCACUUUGCCACGUUUCCACCAAGCAUUCCAGUGAGAAGAGCGCUGGGACGAAAGCAGAGCUUCUCCCGGCACGUGGAAUCGGGGGUGGGGGGACGGGGGACGUCCGAUGUGCUCGCCUUCGUUGUCUUUCCAGUAAAAGAAAACAAAAGGAAAAGGAAAAAAAAAGCUCGAGGGGAGGAUUGGAACUGUGUACGCCCCAGUCCUGGACAGGGAAAGUAGGUUGCAGUGAAUAGAAUUUCAGGUAUUCUCUUUUUUAUUUUUUUUCCUUUCUUUUCUACGUCGUCGGUCAUCAGGAACCUCACGGGAGUUUUCUCAGCCUUGCUCCCUGUCUCUCCGGAGGAGCUGAAGUCGAGGCCUGUUCCAGACGAAGGGCCCAACUCACCACCUGCAGUUUUGUGUCUCCCUCGGUCGGUGCGGCAGGAAAUCCCCUUUUCUCUCCCCUCCUCUCCCCCCACCCGCAACUUCCCGCCUGUGCAAACUGAGGCGACUGCUCCCGUUUCCCCCACCGACCUAUUCCUGCGGGAUCACCUUUCCUUCUCCACCAUUUCCCACUAUUACGAAUCAGGUAGUGCCCCAGACACCGUUCAGGGUCUCGGGCACAGCGACGGCACUGUUUACACCAUGAAAUCGGCCCGCUCCGGUUUCCACCUCACUACUACUAACUGACUUCUUCCAUAUCUUCCCCUGUGGGGAAAUCAAACUGACUGGGAAUAGCUUCAGCUUUUACCAAUUUAGUUUAGCGCUCUGGAUGGUUGGGGUUUUGCUUUGUUUUUUCUCUCUCCCAGAUCUCUGGGCAGGUCAGAAGGAUCCCUCUGUCCCGACAGGACAGGCUCGCUGUGAUUUUCAGGGUGGUUUUUUUUUGUUUUUUGAGAGGGUUUCCCAAAAGAUGUUAGGGUCUAGCAAUAGCAGCCAUCCCUCCGUGGUCUCUUCCUUAAAGACUUACUGAUCAGGAGCGAGGCCCAUCAUCCUGUCCCCGUUUUCUUCUUACGUUUUUUUUUUGUCCUAAAUCUCCUCGGGCCGUUCUGAGACAAGCAGGCUUAUUGAGGGAUGAUGGCAUUUGGGCUUUGGGGCUCAAGGAAGAGGCUUGCUUCAGCUUCUUUGCUGCCUUUAGGCCAUUUCUGGGUGGUGAGGGUGUAAAUCCCCUUUUCGCCAGCAGCACCCAUGCCCGCUGAGCCCCACCGGCAACAUGAGCACGCCAACCUUGCCGGAAGGAAUUGUGGGGAAAAAGGGUGCGGCAGAGGUGAGACAGCCUUGCUUUCGGCCAAUUCAGUGGCCGCCUUAGGGGGAGUCCAAUAACCUUCUUUUGGGUGGAUAAGCGGGGGGUGGAAACAACAGCCCCCCCCCCUAUUUUCAUAUCCCUUUCCUUCCUGCAAGGUUGGUUCACCUCCUCUAAGCUCCAGAGCCCCAAUUCUGUCUCCCUGCAAGGCGCCCAGCGCUGGCCUCGCACAGCCUCCCUAGUGUGAACUCAACGCAGAGCCAAAGUAAAAUGAGGGUCGCGGGCCCUCCAUCAAGAAAGCAAAGAGAAGCGGGGGGGGGCACAGAGAUGCCCUCAUGGCUGACCAGGGACCGUUCCUGGUGGGCUAUCGUGCCUGCCUUAAGCAAGCGGUGGGCAAUUUGGACGUGGUUGAAACGGCAGCACAGCCAAGUCCUCUCUAUGCUCUUCCUGUAGUGCAGAGUUCCCCAAACUUUCUGGCUUUGCAGAACGGCAGGGAAGGGAGGGGAUAGUUCCACACGAACAGCUGGUGUGUGUGCGCGCAGGUCCAUUUGCACAAGCGGGGGUCACGCGCGCUCGCUGCUCGCGAAAAUGAGGCGUGCGCACAUACAUGUUCACCCACUGCUCACACAAGUUGGAGGGUAUGCAGGCCGGUAGCGGGCCGUGGCCUAGGGGUUGGGGGACCCCUGCCAUACUGUCUGCCAGCUGUCUUGUUUCUCCUUUGUUCACUUGCAGGCCGCUUGGCACGUCCCAUUCCUCUGGAUUCAGAGACGGGUCGUGUUUGAAAGGCCAAGGCAGGCGCUUCGGCCUCUCCAUGUGCCCAAAGCCUACGGAACAUCCUUCGGAAAGGGUGGCAGGAUUUGCCCCCCCCCCACCUUUAAGAGGCGAGCCCACAUCCUGAGUUAAAUACGGGAACUCCCAUGACUCUCAAAGGUGUCGUGUCCCCAUUCUCACCCUUCACUCUCACCCUCCCCAGCUGGGGGCUCUUGUCCAAGUUACAAGUUGGCCAUCUCUGACUGACUUCCCCGAGUGAACUCUCUCUAUUAAAUGUCUAUUACAGUGAAUACCUCAUGAUACCCGGUCUCUGCUCUUCCCCUCUUGCCCCUCCAGGCCUGCUUUGGGGUGGGUCCGCCUCCAUGCAUUUCGGGGUAUCCCCACAGGCCCCCUUCCUUUUUACCUCAUACGCAGGGAGCGGAGCGACGGGGCCUGCCGUGGCUCUCCUACCUGCCUAGAUAUGUUAAGGUGAUCUCUGCAAUAAUGCCUCCAAUUGCAUUUGCUGCUCUUUCUCGAUGCCUGUGCAUAGCAGAUGCUUUUAAAAACCACCUGUUGGCUUCUUCCUUGUAAUUCCAGAUUGCUUUGAAAAUCUAGCCUCCAUCCCCAUCGGCUCCGGUUCUUCGCUGCUUCAUAAGGGAGAUCCCUUCUGCCCUGGGCAUAGUAGGCCUUCUACAUUAGGUCUAGACAGCCUGCCUUUCUUGGAGCAUGUUCUUCGUGAUCUGUUUCAUGUUUUGUAUAAGACUUACCUCAGCAAUCGCAUGUGGCACUGAGUUCCACAGGCCCUGCUUCCUGGUCUUCGUUGUAAGACGUUGCCUUUCUGAUUUUCAGCGUGUGCCUUGCACUGGAGGGUGCCUGGGCGUCUCCUGAUGGUUUUCAGUAUUUUUAAAUACCUCGGUUGCAGUUCCUGUUACUCUUCUUUUCAGAUAUAGUUGCACAUUUUCCUCUUAUGCAAUCCUCAUAUCCCUACCUCAAAACUUACGAGAAGAAGGAAAAAAAAAAAGCAUAUUCCACAUUUCAGUUUCUUCAGGAUGGCAUUGGACUUUGACAUAAAGCUAUUUGCUGGCUUACUUUGCAACUUUGGGCACUUGCUGUCUCUUCUCUGGCCUGAUCCAGCUCGAUCGUUUUAGCGAACGUUACGCGCAAGAGCGUGUUCCAGAUCCUAAACCUUCCUCUGCUGGGGUUGCUUGUUCCUUCGUUUCACUACCCAACCAAAGAUAGAAUAAUUCAAAAAAAAAAAAGGCAGAGCAUUCUUGUCUGUAUCAAAAGACGACUCUUUCUCGUUAGGGAAAAAGAAGAAAAUGGGUUUAUUUCCACCCUAGAUUCAACACUGAAGCCGAAACGGCAGCAGCGGUUUGGGUUUUAUUGUAUAGCAGUAAAAAUGACAUAAGUGGGGGAAAAAAAUCAUAUGAGAAAAGGUGGGGAAGAUCCAAGCGUCAAUCAUCUUUCUUACAAAAGAGCUGUAAGAUCAAAUAUCCUUAAGUACUACUGAUCUACUCUCUCUCCAAUUCCAGGCAAUAGUUUUCCAAAGAUAGAGCGGCCCACAAAUAGUUUUGGGUUGGUUUUUGCUUUUUUGGUUUUUGUGUGGCAUGAUGGGCAAUGAAAAGGAAGCUUGUUUAGUCUUUUGAUGAGGUGAAGGACCUAAAAGGGUCUUUAUCCAUGUAGCUACAGGUGUAGCCUUUUAAAGAAUAGAUGGUAUAAAAUUGUGCCUUUGCCAAUCCAAGAAACGUGUUGUGGCUUGUAUUUUGCUUAGAGCAGACCUCUGCGAGGGAAGAACUUCUGUUAUCGAAAAUAAAGUGGCUUUGUUUUUCAGUCGCGAUGUUCGGGCGGGGUGGGGCGAGAACCAGAAUGCGGGGAAAAGAGAAUAAUUUUCUCCAUCAUGGGGGGGAAAGACCGUUGCUGGCCUACCUAGGUGGCUCUCAGUUUUGAACCAAACUGCUCCCAGUUUGUGCGGGUGGGGGAGAGAAAGGAGCGAGGACUUCACAAAUUUUCGCCCUGGAGUAAAAUUAACCAGACUUUUAAGUCAAUGUCCUGGUCAAUUUCACUGCUGGCUAAUGAGCACUUAAAAGGGAGAACUGAGCAUCCCUGCCCUUGCCAGGGUUAGUUCUGCUGUAGAAGGGAGGGCAACUCUGAUCUUCAGAGAAUUCAUUUGUAUGUGACCUCAGACGUUUUGUGUCACAGGAAAAAUCGGAGAGCUCUCACCUUGCCAUUUGUGAAUGUUUCCUUUCCAGGAUGGCCCCGCGGGCCAAAUCUAAGCACCCCGUGGGCUGGAUCCAGGCCCUGAACCUUGAGUUUGACACCCCUGGUCUAAACCAUAAAGUGGGGGAAAUUCUGUUUAAACUUUGUGUUUGUUGGCAACCAACUGGCCUUUAAUUAAUUGUGCUUUCCAAAUAGCCAUUUCUUUAAAAAAAUCCUUAAACUACAUCCUUGCAUUUGCUCCUAAUUUUAGUUUGCGAAAACCUCUCGUAUUCCUUUUAAGUAGGAUUUGUUUGCCUCGCCUAUGUUUUAUUGCCAUUGAUCUAUUUGCCCAGGAUGGCCGUUUUCUUCUCCUCUUCCUCCUGAAGAAGAAAGCACUUUCAUUUCCCCCAAUCUCCUCGAAUUUACAACGGAUAGCUCACCAAGGGGUAAUCCUGGCCGUGUCCUGGAAGAUUUGAUAGGAUCAGACCUUUGGGAUAAGGCCUCUGGGUUGGCAGAUGCCAGCUGCACAAAAGCUGAUAACAGAAAGGCGAUUUUAAGGCAUCGUCAAGGACGGGAGCAGUCAGCCAUGGCAACUUUGCCACUUGUGGACUCCCAACUCUCAGAAUUCCUGAGCCAGUGGCCCACAAAACCUAUUUUGGGUUGUGGUUUUUUUGUUUUUUUUUGUGGCAUGAUGGGAAAAGGAAAGGAAGCUUGCUUAGUCUUUUGGAGUCUUAAAAGAGUCUUCAAGUAGCUGCAGGUGUAGCCUUUGAAAGUAUAGAGAGUAUAAAUUUGUGCCUCACCCAUCCAAGAAAGUGUUGUAUUUUUCCUUAGUCUUCUGCAAGGGAAGACCUGGCUGGCUCAGGAAUUCUGGGAGUUGAAGUCCACAGGUCGUAAAGUUGCCAUAGUUGAUCACCCUGGCCAAGGGGAGUUAGCGUAAGGGGGCUUUUGGGUUGCCUUUUUCCUACUUGGUAAUCUCAUCUCCUGCUUUCUGCCUUUCAACCUUUUUAUUAAGGAGAGUUGCUACCAUGUGGUGGCCCAGCGGUCAGAAUGCAGCAUUGCAGGCUGACUCUGCCGACUGCCAGCAAGUUCAAUUCUCACCGGCUCAAGGUUGACUCAGCCCUUCCCUCCUUCCGAGGUGGGUCAAACGAGGACCCAGAUUGUUUGGGGGCAAGAGGCUGAGUCUGUAAACCGCUUAGAGGGGGCUGGGAAGCGGUAUAGAAGUUUUAAGUGCUAGUGCUAUUUUGCACUCUCGGUACCAGGUUUAGCUUGUGUCUCUGGUGUUAUUUUUUGCCCCAAUUUUUUUUGUUUUCGCUGGCUUUGCUGUACCAACCUCUUUCAUUUGUGAAGCUAAAUCACAGGACAUUUGAAGCUUUUCGUUCAGAGUCCUUUCUUCCUUUUGGCUUAGCAGCAAGCGGAGUGACCGAGUGGCCAUUGGGCUGCUUCCGAUAGGAUUUCUUUCCAGUGUAUAUAUUAAAUUCUAACCCAUUUUUUUUGUAUCUUUUCUUCAGCUGGCUAAAAUUUUGCAAUUUUGGCUGUUGUUUUUUCCCCCCUCCAAAGAGAGCAAAUUAUUCAGGAUUAUGGAAAAAAAACCUCCCGGGUGUGUCUCUUCCCCACCGUAUUUUCAUCCUUCCCUGCUGUAAUUCAGAAUAUGCCUUGGAUUCAGGGAGUUGCUCAUCCUAGGAAAAAACUUCCUAAAUUCUUCCCUCACCGCUAGUGGGAUUAAUUUGAAUCCCCCCCCCCCCCACAAGAAAGAGGCCCUGCGUAGCCCUAAUGCUUUUGGAGUGAUCAGUGGGAAUCAGUAACUUAAACGGAAAAUAUCCCCACAAAGGGGGAAGUGUUUUAAGUGAACUCUGUAAUAAGAGACCAACUUCCUCUGUUAUUUGUCCUCCGUACUUAUUUUAUUUCACACACAGACACACACACACACACACACACACUGGUCAUUCUGCUUUCUUUGAAGACUUUCUGCAUUUUAAUAGUAUUGUGAAUAUUGAAUUUAUUUUGGAUGACGGACCCCAUUGCCCCCUUCUGGCAGUUAAGAAUCCUGAAAAAUAACCCAAGUUUUCUGCCUGUGUGAUAAGACUCACAGCUGGUCCAUGAACCGAUUCCGAACGCUCCCUCUCCCGUUGGCACGUCCCGUGUGAACGAAUCCACGUUUCCCACCAUGAUUUACGUAAUUUCCUACUUUGGGACUUCCUCCCAAGAUGCCAAGCCAAAACUGGGUCGGAACGGGGCAACUUGGUGCAGCCAAUUCACUGAGGCCAACUCAGCGCAGCUAAUUUGUGAGAUAAUAACUCAUUGCAGGACAAUUCAACCAUUUUUCAGUAUUUAAAAUAAUUUAACAUGUUUUAAUUUUUGUCGUUCACAUUUCAUUUUGUCCCGCCUUUUGCAUCCUCCCUUUAAUGGUUCUAUUCCACCAAUUUCUCCAAUGUUAAGUGUAACUCAUGACCCACGGCGAGUUAGUUGCACUGAGUUAUCCUAGACCCGAAUGGGUUCUUCUCCCAGCUUUGCAGUCAUCCAAAAAUAAGGUACAUAUAUUCUUCCCCCUUUUAAAAAAGACAAAUUGAAAAAUCAAUUUUCUGCCUCAGUUUGUGGUUGGUUCUCAAAUUCCAUCAUGUCAAUUUUCUGAGAGUUGUGUGGUUUGGGUUAAAAGAAAGAAAAAAACCCCGAUGUGUGUUAAAUGAAAAAUAUAUUUUUUUGGUAAGCAGGGGUGGGACAGCCUAUCUUGAGGAUCAAACAGCUGGCCUCUGGUAUUCCUCUGCCGAUUUUUUAUGAUGCUGUAUCAUAGGUCCUACCUGUACAAGAGAGGGCACCUGUCAGGACAGGUGUUCUCAACUUGAUUUUAAGAAGAACUAGGAAUUCAGUCCUUUGGGUCAGGGGUCUCCAACUUUGGUCCCUUUAAGACUUGUGGACUUCAACUCCCAGAGUUCCUCAGCCAGCAAAGCUGGGAGUUGAAGUCCACAAGUCUUAAAGGGACCA